Pyricularia oryzae 70-15 is the source of this 204-nucleotide messenger RNA. RefSeq lists its product as uncharacterized. The coding region runs from base 1 to 204 and encodes 67 amino acids. The record is from RefSeq and is a predicted model, not a curated record. The transcript is spliced from 3 exons. Lineage: Eukaryota; Fungi; Ascomycota; Sordariomycetes; Magnaporthales; Pyriculariaceae.
AUGCGCAAAGGAUCAAAUAAUGCGGCUCCGUGGGCUCGGCACUGGCAAGUCGUUGGUGUAGUUGGCGUAUUCAUAUGUCGCAAGUACGAAGUCGCAAAAGGGAGAGUACCCCAGGUUGGAGUCUGCCCAACGCCGGGUUUUCUGGCCGAGGCGUUGUUCCGCUCAUGGGACGAGAGUCUCAAGGCCACAGCGCUAGUAUGGUAA